Molecule: messenger RNA, 3298 nt
Organism: Grammomys surdaster
Lineage: Eukaryota; Metazoa; Chordata; Mammalia; Rodentia; Muridae
Gene: Gdpd5
Product: glycerophosphodiester phosphodiesterase domain containing 5
Exons: 17
Coding region: 625-2442 (605 amino acids)
Biological process (GO): lipid metabolic process; positive regulation of neuron differentiation
Cellular component (GO): plasma membrane
Molecular function (GO): glycerophosphodiester phosphodiesterase activity
Source: RefSeq, a predicted model, not a curated record
CCUGCCCUGCUGGUCCGAGCCCCGCAUUCCGCGCCUGGACUUUCCCAGCCCGGUGGUCCGGAGUUGCUGGGACGUUCGAGCGCCGGCCUUGAUCCGGAGCUUCGAGACGGGACGUUCUCGGCCCCAUCACACUGACCCAUCUCUGCUGGAGUGUCCUCCACCCCCGGGUCAGCGCAAGGUGGCCCCGGCUCUGGGACUUGCGUGUAGAGGAGCCGGGACGCCCACCGGCCUCCAGCUCCCGGAGAACCAAAUCUUCAGCUGCCUUGGACCGAACUGCUCUAGACUUGAAACUGUACUGGCACCGCCCGGGUCCAGCGUACCGUGAGGGGUCCCAUGCUGGCAGGACAGUCGGACUGAACCCCUGGGCUGGUGCUGCAAAUCGAAGCUGCCACCUUUCUCCGCCCUAGGCUAAGAAUUUGUGGGUGCUUGACCUAAAGGGAACACGGGCUUUUCCUGCCACAGUCUCCAGCGAGCCGAGGUUCCAGCUCUUCGACUGAAGUGACAUCACUCUGUGGACGGGACACCCCUGGAGUGCAGCCCAUAGCCGCCUGGACCUGCUAUCAGCACCAGCCAGGGGCCUCCAUGGGUGCUUGAGGGCCAGGCACCAGGGCCGCGGGCACGAGCAUGGUGAGACACCAGCCCCUGCAGUACUACGAGCCCCAACUGUGCCUUUCCUGCCUCACCGGCAUCUAUGGCUGCCGCUGGAAACGCUACCAACGCUCGCACGAUGAUACCACACCGUGGGAGCGCCUGUGGUUCCUGCUCCUCGUCUGCACCUUCAGCCUCACGCUCACCUGGCUCUACUUCUGGUGGGGAGUCCACAACGACUACGAUGAGUUCAACUGGUACCUCUACAACCGCAUGGGCUACUGGAGCGACUGGUCCGUGCCCAUCCUGGUGACCACGGCUGCUGCAUUCACAUACAUAGCAGGCCUCCUGGUCCUGGCACUAUGUCACAUCGCCGUGGGGCAGCAGAUGAGCCUGCACUGGAUACACAAGAUGGGGCUGGUGGUCAUCCUGGCUUCCACGGUGGUGGCCAUGUGUGCAGUGGCCCAGCUCUGGGAAGAUGAGUGGGAGGUGCUGCUGAUCUCCCUGCAGGGCACAGCACCAUUCCUGCAUAUAGGGGCCCUGGUGGCCAUCACUGCACUCUCCUGGAUCGUUGCCGGACAGUUCGCCCGUGCAGAGCGGUCCUCCUCCCAGCUCACCAUUCUCUGUACCUUCUUCGCCGUGGUCUUCACCUUCUACCUGGCCCCUCUCAGUAUCUCCUCUCCCUGCAUCAUGGAGAAGAAAGACCUGGGCCCCAAACCUGCCCUCAUCGGCCACCGAGGGGCCCCCAUGUUGGCUCCAGAGCACACACUGAUGUCCUUCCGGAAGGCCCUGGAGCAGAAGCUGUAUGGGCUGCAAGCUGACAUCACCAUCAGCCUUGAUGGUGUGCCCUUUCUCAUGCAUGACACUACCCUGAGGCGGACCACCAAUGUGGAGCAGGUAUUCCCGGAGCUUGCCCGCAGGCCUGCUGCCAUGCUCAACUGGACUGUCCUACAGAGGCUCAACGCCGGCCAGUGGUUCCUCAAGACUGACCCCUUCUGGACAGCCAGCUCCCUGUCACCCUCCGACCACAGGGAGGUUCAGAACCAGUCCAUCUGCAGCCUGGCAGAGCUCCUGGAGCUAGCCAAGGGCAAUGCCACACUGCUCCUCAACCUUCGGGACCCGCCCCGUGAUCACCCAUACCGUGGCAGCUUCCUCAACAUCACACUGGAGGCCGUGCUGCGUUCAGGCUUCCCACAGCACCAGGUCAUGUGGCUGCCUAACAGGCAGAGGUCUUUGGUACGGAAGAUGGCUCCUGGCUUCCAGCAAACAUCUGGAUCUAAAGAAGCCAUCGACACCCUACGGAAAGGUCACAUCCAGAAGCUAAACCUCCGCUACACUCAGGUGUCCCACCAGGAGCUCAGGGACUAUGCAUCCUGGAACCUGAGUGUAAACCUCUACACUGUCAAUGCACCGUGGCUCUUCUCCCUGCUGUGGUGUGCCGGGGUCCCCUCCGUCACUUCCGACAACUCUCAUACCCUUUCUCGGGUGCCUUCUCCGCUCUGGAUCAUGCCCCCAGACGAGUACUGCCUCAUGUGGGUCACCGCCGACCUGAUCUCCUUCAGCCUCAUCAUUGGCAUCUUCGUGCUCCAGAAGUGGCGCCUGGGUGGUAUACGGAGUUACAACCCAGAGCAGAUCAUGCUGAGUGCCGCUGUACGCCGGACCAGCCGGGAUGUCAGCAUCAUGAAAGAGAAACUCAUCUUCUCAGAGAUCAGUGAUGGUGUGGAAGUCUCUGAUGAGCUCUCCGUAUGUUCAGACAGCAGUUACGACACCUAUGCCAACAGCACAGCCACCCCCAUGGGCCCUCGAAGUGCUGGCAGCCGUGCCAAGACCUUCACAGAGCAAGGUGGGCAUUAGCUGAAGAUCUGUCUGCCCAACUUGUACCCAAGGUAGAACCUAGAAGAGAGGAACGCCUGAAGAAAGAAACUGCACCUGGAGUGCCUGGGAGCUGGCUCCUCAGCCUACGUGUGUGCCCCAAGCUCCUUUGUCUGUUCCAGCCUCUCUUGCAUGACUGGGGGAUGCCGGGGGUCCUCUCCACUGAGGCUCAGCUAGACUAGGACUCCAGCCUCUCAGAUGCCCCUGCAGGCCUGGGGCUUUUCAUCCAGGAAGUGAAGGCCUAGUCUCCUGGUCCACUCUCAUAAUCAGCCUUGGCCUCCCAGCCUGGAAGGUUUGGCGAGUCACCGGGGUGUGCCCUGUGCCCCAUGCAAGUGGAGGACGUGGCUGUCUCCCUGUGCUCACACCUGUCUAUUUUUCUGUCUGUGCUGUGAGAUGACUAACUGUUCUCACUCCUGCCUUGAGGACGUUGGCUGGGCCUCACCCCUGCCUCAGGGCUCUACUCUGCACCCAUCUCAAAGCACAAGGAAGUUCAUCUCAGGAGAAACCAGUGGCUGUGGUGGAGACAUGUUCCUCCCAACCAGCUUCCCUCUACCACUGGCCUCUCUGUCCCUGAGAAGCAGCUAGAGAUGACCAGAAUCACAGGCUCAGGGCUGUUCUGCCUCGCACCCGACUGUCCAGCAGGCCUCUAGGGCAGAAGAAGCCUUGAGGACCAGGUGAACGACAGACUGAUAUGACCUCAGGUUCCCACAGCUGUGGCCACAGGGCAAUGGGCCACCUGGGCAAAGCGCUCUGGGCUCAGUCAAGCAUGGGCCUCUGGCCAAAGCUGCCUAUAGUAGAAGGAACCUAAGGGCAAAGACAAUUAAAGCUGCCAUCUUGA